Molecule: messenger RNA, 1863 nt
Organism: Phymastichus coffea
Lineage: Eukaryota; Metazoa; Arthropoda; Insecta; Hymenoptera; Eulophidae
Gene: CCT6
Product: T-complex protein 1 subunit zeta
Exons: 7
Coding region: 91-1689 (532 amino acids)
Biological process (GO): protein folding
Cellular component (GO): chaperonin-containing T-complex
Molecular function (GO): ATP hydrolysis activity; ATP binding; ATP-dependent protein folding chaperone
Source: RefSeq, a predicted model, not a curated record
GUAUCCUUCCAAGUAAAUCGCGUGCUGCACUGCUAUCACACGCCCGGAAAUCCAAAAAAUCGUCGAUAAUUUGUUCAAAAAUUCACGACAAUGUCGGCAAUUAGUUUGUUAAAUCCCAAAGCUGAGCAUGCCAGAGCGGCGCAAGCGUUAGCUAUCAAUACUUCGGCUGCCAAAGGACUUCAAGAUGUAAUGAAAUCCAACCUAGGACCCAAAGGCACUAUGAAAAUGUUGGUAUCCGGAGCCGGUGACAUCAAAAUCACAAAGGACGGCAAUGUUCUGCUACAUGAAAUGCAAAUUCAACAUCCCACAGCAUCUCUCAUUGCAAGAGCAUCCACAGCUCAAAAUGAUAUUACAGGAGAUGGUACAACAAGUACUGUCCUCCUUAUCGGUGAGCUGCUCAAGCAAGCUGAUGUUUACAUCUCAGAAGGUAUGCAUCCCAGGAAAGUAGUAGAUGGCUUCAACCUUGCAAAAGACAAAGUUUUGGCUGUCUUGGAAAGUAUCAAAAUAGCCAUUGAGCCAACUAGAGAUAGCCUCUUGGAUAUUGCCAAGACUGCAUUGAGAACCAAGAUUCACCCUACACUAGCUGACAAACUCACUAAUAUUUGCGUCGAUGCUGUACUUACCAUCAAACAGGAGGACAAGUCUAUAGAUCUUCACAUGGUUGAAAUCAUGGAAAUGCAACAUAGAACUGCUUCUGACACUACCCUUGUCAAAGGUCUUGUGCUGGAUCAUGGAUCAAGACACCCCGAUAUGCCUAAGAAAUUGAAUAAUGCUUAUAUUUUGACGUGUAACGUUAGCUUGGAGUAUGAGAAAACUGAAGUCAAUAGUGGUUUCUUCUACAAAACAGCAGAAGAAAGAGAGAAAUUAGUAAAUGCAGAGCGAGAGUUCAUUGAUAACAGAGUUAAGAAAGUCAUUGAGUUGAAGAAAAAGCUGUGUCCUAAUGGUUCAGGCAAAAGCUUUGUCCUCAUCAAUCAGAAAGGCAUAGAUCCUCAGUCAUUGGAUAUGCUAGCUAAGGAAGGCAUUAUAGCACUGAGACGUGCUAAGAGAAGGAAUAUGGAGAGAUUGACUCUUGCUUGUGGUGGAAUUGCUAUGAACUCUUUUGAUGAUAUGACUGAGGAGUGUGUGGGUUAUGCUGGUGCUGUUUACGAGCACGUUCUUGGAGAGAAUAAGUAUACCUUUGUUGAGGAUUGCAAGAAGCCUAACUCUGUGACUAUACUAUUGAAGGGCCCUAACAAGUACACUUUGGUGCAGUUGAAAGAUGCGGUUUACGACGGUCUUAGAGCAGUCAAAAAUGCUAUCGACGACGGCGCUGUAAUUCCUGGAGCUGGUGCUUUCGAGGUUGCGGCUAACAAUGCUCUUCAAGAAUAUAAAAACGAAGUCAAAGGCAAAGCUCGCCUUGGUAUCCAAGCUUAUGCCGAAGCACUGCUUAUUGUUCCUAAGACCUUAGCUGUGAAUAGUGGUUUUGAUACGCAAGAAACGAUCGUCAAAUUGCAAGAAGAACUAAGAGCAUUAAAUCUACCUGUUGGUUUGGAUAUCUCAUCUGGAGAAGCCAUGGAUCCCAAAGUAACAGGCAUUUACGAUAACUACAUCGUGAAAAAGCAAAUAAUUAAUUCCUGUACCAUUAUUGCCAGUAAUCUUUUACUUGUGGAUGAAAUAAUGAGAGCAGGUUUAUCGUCUCUGAAAGGUUAAUUCACUCAAUCGUUAAAAAGAACAUAUUCGCUUGAUUUUUUUUUAACAAAUCAUUUUUAUGUUGACACCAGCAAAAGUUUUCACGUAUUAAUCGAAUUGAAUGACGGUAUAACUCAUAGCUUUUUACUCUAUAUUUGUACUUCACAAGUUUAAGAAUAAAAAUAUUUCUUACAA